UCCAAGUCAAUGGAAUUAUGUACCAACUAACCGUAAUCCCGCAGACUCGGGAACAAGGUCCGUACCAGCCCACGAAAUUCAUAGCAGUGAAUGGUUAUUGGGACCAAGACAACUUCUUUCCUCAGAACAGAAGAAUUCUGAGGACAUAUAUCAGCUGAUAGAUCCAGAGGAAGAUGGAGAAAUCCGUGCAACUGUUAAUGUUGCAAAAACAUUUGCCACACUUGAGCAUAAAGGUAUCGGAACUGAUAGAUUCAACCGAUUCUCCAACUGGACAUCACUUGUGCGAGCGAUAGCCUUUUUGGAACGUUUCUCCCGUUUACACGGGUCAAAACAGGCAUCAUCAGUGACUUCUUUGGAUAGUUUUUCGAAUGCCGAAAAUUUCAUCUUAAUAUCUGCACAACAUGAAGUUUAUGGAGAUGAAAUAGAUUGUAUAAAACGUCAGGAACAAAUUAAUAAGCGGAGCCCGAUAGCUAACCUCAAUCCGUUUUUGGACGAAAGAGGACUAUUACGAGUAGGAGGCCGUAUUGUCAAAUCUGACUUAAACUUCCGUGAAAAGAAACCAUUGAUCGUCCCUGGACGCCAUCAUAUAGCGAUAUUAUUAGUUCAACACUACCACGACAAGAUAAAACAUCAAGGUCGCCAUUUCACAGAUGGAGCGAUUCGAUCCGCAGGAUUUUGGAUCGUUGGAGCAAAACGCUUGAUCUCUUCUAUUAUUCACAAAUGUGUAACAUGCCGCAAACUCAGAGGAAAAACAGAGUAUCAAAUCAUGUCUGAUUUGCCAGAGGACCGUCUUGAACCGUCACCUCCGUUUACUAACGUUGGAAUAGACACCUUUGGCCCCUGGACAAUUGUUUCACGUAAAACACGUGGUGGGUACGCCAACUCUAAACGUUGGGCAAUUUUAUUCACAUGCUUAGUGACAAGAGCUAUUCACAUCGAAUUAAUCGAGGAAAUGAGUUCUUCAGCCUUCAUAAACGCCGUCAGGAGAUUCGCCGCUAUAAGAGGCCAAGUUAAGAUUUUCCGAUCUGACCGUGGAACGAACUUUAUUGGCGCAAUCGACGAUUUAAAGAUUGACUCAAUCAACGUUGAAGAUGGACCCUUCAAGAACUUUCUGUAUAAUUCUGGUACAACUUGGAUCUUCAAUCCGCCGCAUUCGUCCCACAUGGGUGGAGCCUGGGAGAGGAUGAUUGGUAUUACCAGGAGAAUUCUUGAUUCUAUGCUUCUAAACGCAGCCGGAAGAAGCCUAACACAUGAUGUGCUUAACACACUAAUGGCAGAAGUUUCAGCAAUAGUGAACUCUAGACCUCUGGUACCGGUAUCAACAGAUCCAGAGAAUCCGUUAAUAUUAACUCCGGCUAUGUUAUUGACACAGAAAACCGACUACAUUUUCACUUCAGAUCAUCUUGGAGAAUUCGACAAACGAGAUCUCUGUCUUGCCGAAUGGAGGCGAGUACAGGCUCUGGCCAGUGUUUUCUGGUCCCGUUGGAGGAAAGAGUACCUGCCGUUACUACAACAACGACGAAAAUGGACCGAAGAUCGCCGUGAUCUCAUCGAAGGAGACGUCAUUCUUCUAAAGGAUAAAAACCUUUGCCGUACCCAAUGGUCCGUUGGAAUUAUAGUGAAUUCAUUUAAAAGUUCAGACGAACAUGUCCGAAAAGCAGAAGUGCGAGUAAUCGUUAAUGGAAAAGCCACAACCUACACACGUCCUAUCGUGGACAUGAUUCUUCUCGUAGAGAACAACCCUAUGUAAUUAUGUGUAUAUAUAUAUAUAUAUUUGAUUUAGAUAGGACAUUCACAUGUGUUAUGUUUUAUGGAAUAGUGAUAUCAGAUAGAUUUCAGACGGGGAGUAUUCUGUAUCACGUUAUCAAUUGUAUUUGCUACGGCAUCUAUUGGAUUGAAUUUUCAGACAUUCAUAUUUUCCGGAAAUGAUCUGGACUUAUCCGUAUGUUCACUACCGUUUACUUUCUCUUCCUCGCCUGUCUAUUACAAAUGGAUGCCACGACAAAACUGCUCCUGUGGAUAUUGUGACAAAUCACCGUCAAUUUACCAAACAAUACACACUCUGUAAAAACUCCUGUAUCCCUUCUGGUGGAAUUAUAAUCUACAAUCUUCA
This is a messenger RNA of Mytilus californianus (California mussel), 2113 nucleotides long. RefSeq lists its product as uncharacterized. Gene Ontology annotation, molecular function: nucleic acid binding. The record is from RefSeq and is a predicted model, not a curated record. Gene Ontology annotation, biological process: DNA integration. Bases 767 to 1750 code for a protein of 327 amino acids. The transcript is spliced from 2 exons. Lineage: Eukaryota; Metazoa; Mollusca; Bivalvia; Mytilida; Mytilidae.